This is a messenger RNA of Rosa rugosa (rugosa rose), 2445 nucleotides long. Its product is annotated as B3 domain-containing transcription repressor VAL2-like. The transcript has 14 exons. Bases 299 to 1471 code for a protein of 390 amino acids. The record is from RefSeq and is a predicted model, not a curated record. Lineage: Eukaryota; Viridiplantae; Streptophyta; Magnoliopsida; Rosales; Rosaceae.
GCAGGUUGUUAUCCCUGUUUUUCAAGCACCUGAAAAUGACGAACCUGACGCACUUUUGGUUCUUCCUGAGCCUCAGAAACCAUCAAAAUUCUCCUACUUUUUCAAACUCGCCCAUCAGAUUCAUCCCCCCACAUUCAUUCCACGUCAACCCAGUUCAAAUCCAAUUCGAUUCACCAACCCCCCAAAAACCCUAAUUCCCAAUUCGUGAGCCAUCGCAAAUUAGGAAAGUUCGAAAUGGCUUUGACCCACACGCAUUUAUACUCUCUGCCUCCGUCACUGUCUUUGCUUCUGGGCUUCAAUGGCUGCCAAAGCUUCGUGCUUUUCCUGCAAGGCCGAGAGUGAUCAGUUCGUUAAUGGCUGGGAGCUCAAGGAUGGGUCUAUGGCCCAGCUCUGCAAGAAAUGCGGUUUUGCUUAUGUGAAUGGUAUAUUUUGUGAAACUUUUCACAUGGAAGCGGAAGGCUGGAGAGACUGUGCUGUUUGUGGGAAGCCACUCCAUUGUGGGUGCAUUAUGUCACGCCACAAGUAUGCACCACUGGAUUUCGGAGGUGUAGGUUGCACAAAAUGCUUACUAGAAGUUGAUCAAUCUAUUGCUUCAGGUCGAAUGACCAGAAUGCUGCAAGAAAUAGUUGCCAAGUACAAGACGGACCCAACAGUUUCAUCUGAUCCUACUAAGAAAGUUGUCGAGUCCCUUUUUCCUGAAUCUUUACAAGCUCCAGCACCUCAGAUUGGAGAAGAAUCCAAUACGGAUGCAUCUAAAGGAGAUACAGCUUGUGAAUUCAAAGUAGGCAGUGAAACACCUCAAGUGGAUGCCUCCACAGGAAACCAUUUACACCCUGACAAUCUGCCGAAGAUGACAAGGGCUGAGCAACUCCAAAAAGUCUCCGGAAACUUAAACUCUGAUCUUAUACCUCUGUUUGAGAAGUCAUCAACCGUAAGUGAUACUAAUCACAGUACAGGAUUUCUUGUGAUACCGAAGAAAUAUGCAGAGGAACAAUCUCCAAGGGACAUUGAAACAGGUCCAACACCUGUAGAUACAAGUCUGAAAGCAGACCAGGAACAAUCUCCAAUGGAUGUGGUAACAAAUCCAAUGCCUAUAGAAACAAAUCAGAAAACAAACCAGGAACAAUCUCCAAGGGACAUUGAAACAGGUCCAACGCGUGUAGAUACAACUCUGAAACCAGACCAGGAACAAUAUCCGAUGGUUAUGGAAACAAGUCCAAUGCCUAUAGAAACAAAUCAGAAAACGAACCAGGAACAAUCUCUAAGGGACUUUGAAACAGGUCCAACGCCUGUAGAUACAAGUCUGAAAACAGACCAGGAACAACCUCCAAAGGAUAUGGAGACAAGUCCAAUGCCUGUAGAAACAAGUCAUAAAUCAGACCAGGGACAAUCUCCAAAGGAUAUGGAAACAGGUCCAACGCCUGUAGAAACAAGUCUGAAAACAGACCAGGUUCAACACCUGAAGAAAUAAAUCUGAAAACAGACCAGCAAAUCAUCUGAAAUUAUUUUUCUGUGCUGAGUUUCGGCGAUUCCGGCCACCUACAGGACGAAUUGCUUGUAGCCAGUGAUAUGGACUUAUUGGGUGCAAUCAGGAGUGCCCAAGAGGGGUGGCUACAGGACGAAUUGCUUGUAUUUCGAUAUAAGCCGUACGAUAUUCCAUCCCUAAGCUCCAAAGUCCCAUUGGAUAACGAAGCGUUCAGAUUUCGGCCCGGCAGGCUUGCAAUGCGAUAUAAAGCAAGAGCAAGCUUAAGCUUGGACGUUCCAUGGGUCCACCCAUGGGUCGAACUAUGGGGCGACCCAUGGCUCAUCUGGGACGACCCAUGGGAAGGAGUGUUCAAAUUGCUGAAUCGCAGAAGGGAAUUUCGGGGAAGGGCACGGGGACGACAAAGAGCAUUUUCACUUUCCGAGCUUCAUCAAGAUCUUCUAUGUGAACUCCUUCUGAGUGUUGAGAUGUCUACGAAUAGGCGUGGGUAUCGCACAAGUCCACGUAUCCAGUUCAACCGGGGACGAUUGAAAAUGUUAGAAAAGAUGUAUGGAACCUGUUCGGACACUCGUAUAUAUGUUGUCACUCAAAGUUUGGCACGGUCGGAGAGGGAAUUGGAUGACCUCUCGGAGCUUCUCGAAGGCGCGAAGAAGAAUAAUGUAGUAGAAAAAACAGUGCUGCCAAUAUUCUACGGUGUUGAUCCCUCCGAUGUACGACAUCAAACAGGAAGUUUUGCACAAGCCUUUGCAGACCAUGAGAUAAAGUACAAGGAUGACCCACAAAAAGUAAAAAGAUGGAGAGCUGCUUUAACGAAACUGGCAAAUCUCGCCGGCUGGGAUUCAAAGGGCUGGUAUGAAUUAUUAUGUUGAUUUUCUUUCAUUUUCCUUAUUUGUCAUCUAUUAUUUAGUUACUCUAUAUAAAGAAAGGAAUUGCAUUCUAUUAUGCAAUUGAAAUAUUUAUUA